Molecule: messenger RNA, 1692 nt
Organism: Sitodiplosis mosellana (orange wheat blossom midge)
Lineage: Eukaryota; Metazoa; Arthropoda; Insecta; Diptera; Cecidomyiidae
Gene: alpha-PheRS
Product: phenylalanine--tRNA ligase alpha subunit
Exons: 4
Coding region: 138-1631 (497 amino acids)
Biological process (GO): phenylalanyl-tRNA aminoacylation
Cellular component (GO): cytoplasm; cytosol; phenylalanine-tRNA ligase complex
Molecular function (GO): ATP binding; tRNA binding; phenylalanine-tRNA ligase activity
Source: RefSeq, a predicted model, not a curated record
GAAUGUCAGUCAGCGGCUCUGUCAGUGCUGCCGUUCUUUUUCAGGCCUAAACAACGUGUUGUUUACGUGUGCUUUCACAAUCUAUUGCCGAAUCAAACAGAUUUGUAGAAAACCAGCAACAAAUUUCAAUAUUCAACAUGCAGCUUGAAUUGACGGAGCAAAUUUUAAAGUACGUCGAUGAAAAUGGCAAAGUCGAUACGUUGGAUUUGGUUCCGGUAUUUGGUGUUGAUCAUCAAAAAAUCGUCGGCGCUUUAAAAAGUAUUGAAGCCAAUGGUGAACUAUUGAAAACCGAACAAGUAUUACACAAAAAUUGGGGAUUGAGCGAUGAAGGUAAAGAAGUGCUUGCAAAGGGAAGCCAUGAAGCGGUUGUUUUCAACGCAGUUCCAAGCGAAGGAAUCGCCCAAUCCGAUUUAAUGAAGGUGUCACCAAAUGCAAAGGUUGGAUUUAGUAAAGCCAUGGCUCAAGGCUGGAUUUCGGUUGAUAAGUCGAUCGGCAAACCGGUUGUGAAGCGAAAAGUUGAAUCUAUCACGGACACGGUACAAGAGCAUCUCCAACAGGUGGACGCAGGUCAAGCAUCAGCACUUAAUGAUACAGCCCGUGCUGACUAUCGUAAAAGAAAACUGUUGCAAGAGAUCGUUGUGAAGAGUUUCAUCAUUUCAAAAGGAGCCGAGUUUGCAACAUCGUUGCAAAAACUGGAGGCCGACUUGACAACGGAUAUGCUUGCUUCAGGCUUAUGGAAUACGUUGAAAUUUAAGCCAUAUAAUUUGGAUGCGUUAGGCACAGUUCCAGAUGCUGGUUAUUUGCAUCCAUUACUCAAAGUUCGCACUGAAUUCCGCAACAUUUUCCUGGAGAUGGGCUUCGCUGAAAUGCCUACAAACAAUUUCGUUGAGUCAUCAUUCUGGAAUUUCGAUGCACUUUUCCAGCCGCAACAACAUCCAGCUCGAGAUGCACACGAUACAUUUUUUUUGACAACACCAAGCAAAAGCCACAAGUUUCCCGAAAAUUAUUUGAAUCGUGUAAAGGAAGUUCAUUCAAAUGGCGGUUACGGAUCUCAAGGAUACAAAUAUGAUUGGAAACUUGAAGAAGCACAGAAAAAUUUAUUGCGAACGCAUACGACAGCGGUGAGCGCACGAAUGCUAUACAAACUAGCGAAUCAGGAGGGUGGCUUUGUUCCAGUUAAAUAUUUUUCGAUUGAUCGUGUAUUCCGAAAUGAGACAUUGGAUGCCACACAUUUGGCUGAGUUUCACCAAGUCGAGGGGGUUGUGGCAGAUCGUAACCUGACUUUGGGAGACUUGAUCGGUGUGAUUGCUGAAUUCUUCAAGAAACUUGGAAUCACACAAAUCGAAUUCAAGCCAGCAUACAACCCAUACACUGAACCAAGUAUGGAAAUAUUCUGCUUCCAUCCGGGAUUGAAGAAAUGGAUUGAGGUGGGCAACUCUGGUAUGUUCAGAAAGGAAAUGUUGCGGCCAAUGGGUUUGCCAGACGAUGUGAAUGUGAUUGCAUGGGGAUUGUCAUUGGAACGGCCAACCAUGAUCAAAUACGGCAUAAAUAACAUUCGAGAUCUUAUUGGGCCAAAGAUCGAUUUGAGAAUUAUUCAAAGCAAUCCAAUUUGUCGCUUGGAAAAAUCCUAAACAAGCCUAUUUCUCUAUGAAUACACGUCGAUUGCUAAUAAACAUUCAAUCACAAAAUACA